AUGGCACCUGGGCAGGCAGGUAAGAGAAAGCGCGGUGAACGCUCUUGGCCCAAUGAAUCGCCAAAUAACCAAGGCUCGCGACCCUCACCUCACCGACCCGGUGCACUCAACAUGGCAGGACACGGCGGGCAUCAGUCAAGUCCCUCACGAGACCAGCAAGAUGGGCGCGAUCGGUCUCACCGACAAUCCAAUCGUGGAUCUGGUCGAAACUAUUCCCACCGCCAGUCGUACGACAGCCAGAAUUUUUCGAGUUCGCAACAGAGAGAAUCCAGCGCAAUGUCUCCGCCCCCGCCGGCUCAGUCCAAGGAUGCCACAGAACCUUCGCAAGUCAAUGGCGAGCCCACUGUAAAUAACCCUACGCCAUCGCCUGCUCCCAAUACCCCCGUCCUCCCUUCACAACCGCGACCUGCUUCACGAUCUGGCUCCGAGACCACCGUCAGUCGCCCCGCAGGUCCGCCUCCUCCCUACGAUUACGAGUUCGUCACAGAUAGCGCGGUUCACGAAUGGUCGUCGGCAGGAAAGCAAAAGGUCGUGGAAGAAGGAAGCGCGGCCCAAUCACAGCAGGAUCUGCCGCGCUUAGCAUCGAUCUACCAGGAGCUUAUUCGGUCAGCGAUCUACGGUCGCCUUUCCCCGUCUGAAGCCGGUUCCGCAGUCAAAAAUAUCAUCAGAGAGAAAGCCACAUCGCAGGAUGUGGAUAUGGAGGCCGAGGGCCACCAAUCCUCAAGCUCGCAGUUUGACGCGCAGUCUCUAUUCCUUGACACGCUUUCUAUCGUUACAGAUGCUGACACUUCCAACCCUGCCCUCAAACCUCUUGUUUUCGCAACCUCAAUAUCUCCAGAUCUCAUGCGCCUCCAGCUUGAAACACCCCUGUUGCAGUCAUUGGGAUUGGUCCGCGACACCUUUGCUCGUAUGGGUAUUCGCAAACAGACCAACUUGCUUUACCGACAGUCGAACUACAAUCUUCUUCGCGAGGAGUCCGAAGGUUACUCGAAACUUCUUACUGAGCUUUUCACAACAAGCAACAAUGAGCGGCCAUCCAGUGAGGUGGUUGAAGACACUUUUGAAAGAGUCAAGGCUAUGAUUGGAGCCUUUGAUAUGGACGUUGGUCGAGUUCUUGACGUGACAUUGGAUGUUUUUGCUGCCGUCCUUGUCAAGCAGUACCGCUUCUUUGUCAAGUUGCUCCGCGCCAGCUCCUGGUGGCCAAAGGAGGACCCGCUCUAUGCAGUGGAAGGAUCCCAACGUGCUUCUGGCCUGCCGACCUGGGCCCUGCCCGGAUCGUCAGGCUGGGUCACAACUGAAGAGGAGCGACUGGAAACUAUGCAGGCGAAUGAACAGCGUGAUCGAGACUUCUGGGAUCGUGUGCGCGAGGUCGGAAUUCAAGCUUUCUUUGAGCUUGGUCGCAAGCCACUUUCGGAAGAGGAAAAACAAACUGUUCUCCCAGAACCCAACAGUCUUCCUGAAGAGGAAGACGCGACCAAGGUCUGGGUGCAAGAGACGGGGACCCUACCACCGAAGGGUAACCGAGUCGCCGCGUCCCUCCUCGGGUUCAAGCUGCGAUUUUACUCUUCCACGGCCCGGACAAAGUCCGAUGUCUUGCCCGAUAACCUCAUCUAUCUGGCUGCGCUACUUAUCAAAGUAGGAUUCAUCUCUCUCCGUGAUCUCUACGCCCAUCUUUGGAGGCCCGAUGAAUCCAUGGAUGAUUUGAAGUUAGAAAAAAUGACAGAGAAGGCGGAGCGGGAGAAGGCUGCAAGACCCGGAGGUGGAGUCAAUGCCCUCAUGAUGGCUGGUGCUCUAUCAGAUGAUACACUGCCACCAUCCCGUAUUCGUGACUCGGAGACGAGAAUGGCCACCCCAUCAAAGGAUCAAGACGCCGACAAGCAAUCGAUCAAAACAGAUAACGACCUUCCAGAGCCCUCGGACCAAAAGGUCUUGCUCCUUAAGAGCCUCCUAGCCAUUGGCGCCAUCCCCGAAGCCCUCUUUGUCAUGAGCAAAUUCCCAUGGCUGAUGGACGGUUUCCCUGAACUUCCAGAAUUCAUCCACCGCAUCCUCCACCAUUGUCUCAGCAAGGUCUACGCUCCCCUCCGCCCCGAGAACCCCCCUAUGAACCCCCCGCAUACUUUCCCUGGGCAACAACAAAUAUUGAGCACCGAUCAAUCUAAUGUGGCCAAAGGCAGGCUUCGACUUGUACAGCCCCCUCCGCAACGAGUUCUCCGGUGGGCUCAGUUGGACAAAGAAGAUACAAGCGAUGGCACAGACUACCGCUUUUACUGGGACGAUUGGGCAGACAACAUUCCGAUCUGUCAAUCCGUUGAUGAUGUGUUUGCUCUUUGCUCCUCCUUCCUAAAUCUGUCCGGCCACAAGAUUGGACAAGAUACAGUUCUGCUUUCAAAGCUCGCGCGUAUCGGCAAGCACAGCCUGACCAACGAUACCUCAGAAGAGAACAGAGAUCGCUGGCGAGACCUAUGCAAGCGCCUUCUUUUGCCUUCCCUCAGUUUGACCAAGGCCAACCCUGGUAUUGUGAACGAGAUGUUUGAUCUUAUCAGUUUCUUCCCUCGUGAAGUUCGAUAUAACAUGUACGCCGAAUGGUACUCAGGCCAGACCUCCCGACUACCUGAUAUCAAGUCUGCUUUUGAUCAAGCGAGGGCCGAGACCAAGGACGUUCUUAAGAGGCUGAGCAAGACCAACGUCAAGCCUAUGGCUCGUGCACUUGCCAAGAUUGCAUACGCAAACCCAGGCAUUGUCAUCAAUGUGGCUAUCAGCCAGAUCGAAUCAUAUGAGAACCUCAUCGAAGUCGUGGUGGAGUGCGCUCGUUACUUUACCAACCUAGGUUACGACAUUCUGACUUGGUCACUGAUCAACUCUCUUGGUCAAAAAGGAAGAAGCCGUGUCCAGGAGGGUGGCUUGCUCACCAGUCGCUGGCUGAAUGCUCUGGCUGCCUUUGCUGGCAGAACCUUCAAGCGAUAUUCAGUCAUGGACCCGGCUCCGCUGCUUCAGUAUGUCGUGGAGCAGCUACGCCAGAACAAUUCCACGGACCUCAUUGUUUUGGAGCAGUUGAUUAGUUCGAUGGGCGGCAUCAUCUCUGACACAAACUUUAAUGACAAUCAAAUCCAAGCUAUGGCAGGUGGUGAGCUACUCCAAGCACAGACAAUUUUGCAGCUGCUUGAUAAGCGACAUGAGUCGAAGACCACAUCCAAGCGGUUGAUCAAAUCACUGACCCAUACCCGACUCGCUGGUCAACUUUUGGUUGCAAUCGCACAAGAACGACUCACAUGUGUCUUCAACGAAGAAUCUACCGAGCUCAAGUUGCUUGGAAAUGUCUUCGAUGAGAUUCACCGCAUUCUUACUCAGUACCUUGAUCUGCUGCGCAGCAACUUGUCGAUAGAUGAGUUUGACUCAUUUGUUCCCGACCUUGGAUCACUGAUCAAAGAGUUCGGCGUCCAACCUGAAAUUGCUUUUUGGAUUCAACGUGUCAGCGUGUCCAAAAAAAUUUCAGAUUCAGAACGCUUGAAACAGGAGAUGGAACCUUCGCCCAAGGAGAAUCAUCCUGCUGAAGAUGUGAAGAUGGACAAUGCCGAUGACGGAGAGGUGACAGCGGAAUCUGGCAUGGAUGUUGAUAAAGAUGGAAAUACCACACCUCCGUCAGUCACCUCAGACCCAUUGUCUGCGAACCCUGUCAUGCAAGACUUGAUCGACAACGUCAAGUCUGUCCUACCUGCCGACACAUGGGAGAUUGUGGGACCGCAUUUCUAUGCAACUUUCUGGCAACUCUCUCUUUACGACGUGCACAUUCCUGGAAGAUCUUACGAGGAUGAGAUUGAUCGAUUGAAGCGCCGAGUAGUCAUGAUCAACAAUGAUCGCUCGGAUCUCAGCAUGGCUGGCACGAAACGGAAAGAGCAAGAAAAGAAGCAGAUCACUCAACUUCAAGAUCGGAUUCUUGAUGAGAAUAAGAACCAUCUGAAGGCGUAUGAUCAGACUAGGAGAAGACUACAGAAAGAGAAGGACCGCUGGUUCGCUGGCAUGCGUCUUAAGCAUGAUGCACUGAAUGUUGCUCUCUUAGAAAGAUGCUUCAUUCCGCGCUUGCUCCUCUCGCCCCUUGACGCCUUCUACUCUUUCAAAAUGCUCAAGUUCCUACACAGUUCCGGGACCCCCAAUUUCCGAACCGUUGGUUUGAUUGACCAGCUGUUCCGUGAACAGCGGUUGACGUCGCUCAUCUUCCUUUGUACAUCAAAUGAGGCUGAUAACUUCGGACGAUUCCUUGGUGAGAUUUUGCGUGACCUAGGUCGUUGGCACGCCGACAAGGCUGUCUACGAGAAGGAAGCUUUCGGUGCCAAGCGAGAUCUUCCUGGCUUUGCAAAGAAUGUGGGCCCCGAAGGUAUACCAACAAUGUUUUUGGAGUUUGAGGACUUCCGGCGUGUGCUGUACAAGUGGCACCGGGCCCUCUCUCAUGCUUUCAAAACUUGUUUCACUGGAGGUGAAUACAUGCACAUUCGCAAUGCGAUCAGUGUCCUCAAAGCUGUCGUCCAGAGUUUCCCGGCUGUUAACUGGAUUGGCCGUGACAUGUUGAACUGCGUUAACAACCUGAGCAAGACUGACGAGAGAGAUGAUGUCAAGAUUCCUGCCGCCUCACUAAUCGGAGAUCUCAAUCGACGAGAGAAGAAGUGGAUGCUUCCACAGGAGUUUAGCCUUAUUAAGGUUCUGCCAGGUGACCCUGGACAGCCCAAGUCUGGUUCCCAACCGCCUGGACAAUCCCCUACUCCGACAAAUCUGAAUGCCACAGCACCUGAAUUCCAGCCCACAGCUCUAGAAUCCACUGAUAAGAGACAAGAAGCGCCUGGCAAGAUUGAAGUCGAGGAUGGUGAGAUCGAAGAUGCAAAGAUGGCGGAGGCUGCGGAUGCCAUAUCAAGAGGCGAGAACCUUGAAGAUGCAGCGACGAACUCUACCGCCAUGGACACAAGCGGGGAUUCGGCACAAAUUGAUCGUCCGUCUGCAGAACAACGCGUCCAGGCUGACCCGCCCUCGCGGCCUCGGCCAAGCUCCCGAGCUCCAGAUUCAGGUCGUAUGGCAGAUAUACCGAAACGUCCAGAGCCCGAGCGCAUCAAUCCACGUGAGCAAGCGCGUCGUCCACGCAUCAGCGAAGGCAGAUUGCCUGCACGUCCUGAGCCCGCGGAUGACCGACGAGACAGACAUUCUGACUUCAAUCCACGGACGCGUCAUGGUCCCGAUCAUGGUCGUUCGUUUGAUGGCCCACCUGGAGAUGUCAGAGGCCAUGGACGUCCCUCGGAUCGUGAUCGCGACUUCCCAAUGAGGCCCCUACCAGACGAUCCAAUGCGCGGUCCACCAUACCGCGAGGGUCGCAUGCCACGAGAACCGGAGUGGCCCAUGGAUCGCCAAGGACGCAUGCGUCCAUCUGAUUCGUUCCAUGGCCCUGAGCCUCCUGUUCGCACUGAGCUUAUGCCGGACUACCCUGACCGGCCUGGCAGCGGUCCCCGUCGUGGUGAACCAGCUCGGCCGGACAAGGAUGAUCGACGACCGUAUCCACCACGCGGUCCAACUCCCCCACGAUCUGACCUGCCCAAUCGCCCAGAGCGGUUCCCCAAUGAUCGUCGCUCCGCCAGCUUUAAUCAGCCACCUCCUCCCCGUCAUGAUGAUCUGCCAAGAGGCCCACGCAACGAUCGUGCAGGUGCUGAACCAAGAGACCCGACAGCCGGUCCCGAUAUGGAGCAUGGUCGACUACAGCCUCCAAAUGAUAUUCCAUCAGGGCCAAGGAGCAGACGGGGUGGCCGUAACGCCCCUGGCGCACAGCCUACUUCGGCUUCGACCAAUGGUAAAAUGCCUAACCCUGACCAGCAACUGCCAACUGGCCCUGGCCGGCAAGGCGGACGUGCAGGUCCUGCUCAACCUCCUGCCACACAACCUCCACCUUCAGAGCGAGGCGAAGUUUCGGGAAUUCACCCUGAUCGACUCAAGCACUUUGAAGGUCCUCCAUCCCAACCGACAUCAAACACAGCAAUGAAUCCUCCCUCUGGUCCCCGUGCGGGACCUGGCGGACAACCGGGCUCUCGUGGAUCUGGCAAUGAGCGCGGACGCAGUGACAAACGAUUUGCUGGCCUCAACACCAUGUUGCAGCAGCAGACCAAUAACCCUGCUGAUCGUGUUCCUGCCACUCCGCCACCUCGCGGACGGGGUGCAAACCGACAAUCGAAUGCCGCAAACCCUUCUCCCCAGGCUUCGAAUCGUCCCCCCACUGGCCCAGCUGCAUCUGGCGAUGACAGCAACCCCCGCGGAAGUGGCAGCGGUGGCCGUGGUGAUCUGAUUGAUGAUGCUCCUACACCUGAGGCUCGUCGCUCAGGACGUGAUCGUGAUCGUGACAGUCACCGUGACGGCCGCGAUCGUCGUGGCGACGAGUCCACCAACAGCGGUGGCAACAGUCGCCGCGAAGACCGCCGUGAGCGUGAUAGGAACCGACGCAGUGAUGUUGAUGGUGGUGCCAGUCGAGAAGAGAAGGACCGUGACCGCGAACGUCACACUGAAUCCCGCGAGUCUAUGCGUCGCAACCCUAACUCGCGUGAAGAGGCCCGACGACGAGACCGUCGAGACCGGGAUGAUGGGCCAUCAGAGACGGGCCCUAUUCCUAGUGCCAAUGCGAACGCCAACAAUGAAAGUGAAGGCCGCAUCCGUCCUUCUUCUUCAAUGGGAGCACCACCGCCCCCACCUCCUCCACCUCCGCCACCUCCAUUGCCCACUGACGACAACCCACGUCGCUGGAGCUCUGGUGGAGACCGUGGGAAUCGAUCUGACAACCGUGACCGGGAACGCGAGCGCCGAGGUGACCGUGGCCGUGACCGCGAUCACCGAGAGAGUGGCGGCUCAAGCCAUCGUAAGCGUGGACGCCCUAACCCAGAAGACAAUGCCGGUGGUGAAGGACCUCAGCGUGGCCCACGCUCGGGCAACGAAAAUAAGCGUCCCCGUCGUGGGCAGUGA
Messenger RNA from Penicillium longicatenatum, 6981 nucleotides. RefSeq names its product putative THO complex component (Rlr1). Gene Ontology annotation, cellular component: THO complex part of transcription export complex. The record is from RefSeq and is a predicted model, not a curated record. The transcript has 2 exons. NCBI's taxonomy places the organism in Eukaryota, Fungi, Ascomycota, Eurotiomycetes, Eurotiales, Aspergillaceae. The coding region runs from base 1 to 6981 and encodes 2326 amino acids. Gene Ontology annotation, molecular function: mRNA binding. Gene Ontology annotation, biological process: mRNA processing; mRNA export from nucleus.